Messenger RNA from Sinocyclocheilus grahami, 1023 nucleotides. Its product is annotated as G2/mitotic-specific cyclin-B1-like. Gene Ontology annotation, biological process: mitotic cell cycle phase transition. The transcript is spliced from 7 exons. Bases 85 to 1023 code for a protein of 312 amino acids. Gene Ontology annotation, molecular function: cyclin-dependent protein serine/threonine kinase regulator activity. NCBI's taxonomy places the organism in Eukaryota, Metazoa, Chordata, Actinopteri, Cypriniformes, Cyprinidae. The record is from RefSeq and is a predicted model, not a curated record.
GCGUCGCGCAAGCGCGGAAUUUCGCUUGUAAACUUCAGAUCACAUUUUAUUUGGUUUGUGUCGUAUUUUCUCGGUGGAAAAACAAUGUCCCCUCCAGUUACGCGAGCGAGCUCCAGACUGGCGUUGGCUCGGCGGAAGGCGGCGGAGCCGGAGCCGGAGCCGGUGCCGGAGCCGGUGCCGGUGCCGGUGCCGGUGCCGUAUUCACUGCGUUCCAGAGCGCCGUUAGGAAACGCGUCCAAUGUGAUCGGUGUUCACCGAGCUGCAGAUGAGCCGAAGAGACACAAAGCUGCACGUGUAAAGAAGGACAAUGCGAAAACCAAGCAUGCAACAGCCAAACCUCCUUCAGCAGAGAACCGGAGCGUCUCUGAGGUGUGUGACACGGUCAAGCAGCCUGUUCCACACACUGAUGUCUGUCAGGACUCUGAGCAUCUUCAGAAACGGGCUGAUGCUCCACAGGCUUUCUCCUGCCUGUUGCUCAACAUCCCAGAUGUGGAUGCUGCAGACGCUGGUGAUGCUCAGAUGUGCAGUGAAUAUGUGUGCGACAUCUACGCUUAUUUACAACAGCUCGAGGUUGCGAUGGCCAUCAGGCCGUGUUAUCUGGAAGGUCAGGAGGUGAGCGGAGACAUGCGAGCGGUCACCAUCGACUGGCUCAUGCAGGUGCAGCGAGAGUUCAAACUGCGGCAGGAGACCCUCCUCAUGACCGUCAGCAUCAUCGACAGCUUCCUUCAGAUUUGCUUGGACUCUAAUGCAUUCAGUUGCAUCUGCAUGUUUUUAAAGAAUAACCCGGUGCCCAAGAAGUAUUUGCAGCUGGUGUGUGUGACUGCAAUGCUGUUGGCAUCAAAGUACGAGGAGAUUUACCCGCCCACAGUGGGAGACUUUGUGUUCGUGUCGGAUGGUGCAUACAGCUGUGGAGACAUUCGGAGAAUGGAGAGAAUCAUCUUAAAGCGCUUAAACUACAGCCUUGGCCGACCUUUUCCUACUCUCUUCCUACAGAGGGCCUGCAAGGUUGGACAGGGAAUCUGA